Messenger RNA from Megalopta genalis, 3272 nucleotides. RefSeq names its product PAICS bifunctional enzyme (gene Paics). Gene Ontology annotation, biological process: 'de novo' IMP biosynthetic process. Lineage: Eukaryota; Metazoa; Arthropoda; Insecta; Hymenoptera; Halictidae. The record is from RefSeq and is a predicted model, not a curated record. Gene Ontology annotation, cellular component: cytosol. Gene Ontology annotation, molecular function: phosphoribosylaminoimidazolesuccinocarboxamide synthase activity.
ACGGAGUAUACCAUUUGUCCUGUACAACAAAAAAGAGAACUUGAAAACUUCUAUUCGCGUCAUCUCGGUGUCGACAUAUUAUUCUUUAAUUUUUAUAAUUUACCUUCGAAAAUACUGUCGCUACGUGCAAAGUAAACAUAUUCAAAUAUACAAAAGGCCUGUGGCUUCUUGUCUGGUCUAUCGACAAUGUCUAUAGUUUUAAUUCCUUCACGUGUGAGCUCCACAAUUUCACCAGGAAAUACUUCACGCACAUAACGUGCUCCAAUACUUAAGAAUCCACACGAUUCAGAGGAAAUAACCCAACCUUCAGGUUCGUCAUCGUCGUCAUCUGAUUCAUUUCCAGCUACAUGAGAACAAUUUAUUAAACUGUUUCUUUUUUAGAAUAAAACAUAGUUAUAUCUAUAUUGACAUACCCAAAUUUCCAAUCGGUACAAUUUUUCCAAGACACAAUGGACGAUUUCCAUAGGGAUCUCUAACGCCAUAUAUUUUGUCUCUUUGCAUGAUUACUAAAGAAUAUGAUAAUGGUGCUAAUUGCAUGAGAUGUUUGAUACGUGCUGGCCAAUCUGGACCAUUAACUUCACCUUCGGGAGGAUUUAAACAAAGAGCUUGCGUAAUUAAUUCAGAAUCUGAAUAAGUUGACAAGCCAACUCCACGACCUAACACCUAAACAUAAAUCGUAUAUUAAAAAAUUGUUUGACUAUAAGGUUCAAAAAACUGAAAUAUAUUUCAGCUAUUAGCAUUAUGCCUACCAUCUUCCUUAAAGAUUCUGUAUUAACUAAUUCUCCAUUAUGAGCAACAGCUAAUGCUCCGUGUGCAGUGUGAACCACAAAUGGUUGACAAUUAACUUCUUCGCUUGCUGCACUUGUGCUGUAUCUAGUAUGACCAAUGCCAAGAUUUCCACUAAGUUUCUUCAUAUUUUCGUCGUUAAAAAUGUUGUUAAUCAUUCCCAUACCCUUGUGAACAUGAAAGGAUUUUGAGCAAACACCUUCACUAGUAACAAUUCCAGCACUCUCUUGGCCCCUAUGUUGUAGGGCAACUAAACCUAGGCAAAUAUUGUCUCUGUGAAAGAAUUGGUGCUUACUUUUAAAAAACAACUAGAAAUAGAAAGUAUAUGGAUUAAUUUACCUAAACAGAUAACUUGACCAACAUCAAUUUGAGACGGCCAAUCGCCAGCAGCAAUGCAUCCAAAAACACCACACUCAUGACAGAAUUUUCAAAGUGGGGAUUGCUAACGACACGAUUAAGCACAAUUCUACAAGAGAGAAGCUGGCAUUCGAGAAGUAAACGAAGAAGAAGAAACAUGGAUGAAUAUAAACGUGGAGAUUUGAUCAUUGAAGGGAAAACCAAACAAGUGUAUGAACUGAAGAAUAAUCCUGAGUUAUGCAUUUUAAUAAGCAAAGAUCGCAUCACUGCUGGAGACGGUGUAAAAUCUCAUAACUUGAAAGGCAAAGCUGCUAUUAGCACAGCUACUACAGCUAAAGUCUUCCAAUUAUUGAAAGAGGCAGGAUUAAAAACUGCAUUUGUUAAAGUGGUGAAUGACACAACUUUUAUUGCUAAAAAUUGCAAAAUGGUACCCAUAGAAUGGGUUACCAGAAGAUUGGCUACUGGUAGCUUCCUGAAGAGACAUCCAGGAGUUCCAGAAGGAUAUAAAUUCAAUCCACCAUUGCAAGAAACAUUCUUCAAAGAUGAUGCUAACCAUGACCCUCAAUGGUCAGAAGAACAAGUUAUUUCUGCAAAUUUUAUGUUUAAUGGAAUUAAAAUAGGAAAAGAUGAGUUUGAUAUUAUGCAACGAACAACUGUUGUUGUAUUUGAAAUUUUGGAAAGAGCUUGGGCAACUAGAGAUUGUGCUCUUAUUGACAUGAAAAUAGAAUUUGGUGUGGAUAUAAAUGGUGAAAUUAUGGUAGCAGAUAUAAUUGAUAGUGAUUCUUGGAGACUUUGGCCAUCUGGUGAUAAAAGACUGAUGAAAGACAAACAAGUAUACAGAAACCUAGCAACUGUUACUCAAGAAGACUUGGAUGUCGUAAAACGUAAUUUUGAAUGGGUAGCAGAUCAAUUAGAUCAUCUUAUUCCCCCAAAUAAUAGUUUAGUUGUUGUUUUAAUGGGUUCACCAUCUGAUGAGGAACAUUGCAAAAAAAUAGCAAUACAUGCCAUGUCUUUUGGUUUAAACGUGCAACUUCGCGUGUGUAGCGCUCAUAAAGGAACUCAAGACACAUUACAUAUUCUCUCAGAAUAUGAAGGUAUCUCUGAAAAGGUGGUGCUAAUAGCUGUAGCAGGGAGAAGCAAUGGACUGGGUCCAGUACUGUCUGGAAACACGCCUUUGCCUGUUAUUAAUUGUCCACCUUUUAAACCAGACAACAUUUCACAGGACAUAUGGUCGUCAAUCAACGUACCCUCAGGAAUUGGAUGCACUACAGUCGCUUAUCCUGAAAGUGCUGCGCUUGCAGCAGCUCAAAUUCAUGCAUUACACGAUCACCUUGUCUGGUCGCGACUAAGAGUUAAGCAGUUAACCAAUUUUGUCGCUUUAAAAAAAGCUGAUUCGAAAUUACGAAAUCUUGUUAUUUAAUGUUUUUGUGUUGGCUGAUGAGUGUUAAAAGACACAAAGGACUUUCAUUCAUUCUUCAAUAUACUUGCCAAUUAACAGUAACUGUGUUUACUUCUUACAAAUACUAUAUAUUAUAUAUUCUUACAAGUUUAAUUUGUAAUCGAUUUAAUAUCUAAAUGUUCAUGCUAGCACUCUUUGUAUAUACAAUAUUACUGUUUCUCCUCAUGAUUCUUUAUUGGUUACAAGUAUAUAAUAUUCAUUUGUUUCCACUGAAGCAAAUUUUUGAAUAACAAAAAUGCAUACACAUUUUCGAUACUUGCAAUGAUAAUUUUGUACUGUUACUAUGUCAUUCAAGAAACAAUUUUUUGCAUUGAUAACUUUGAUAUGUUAGAUGUUUAAUCUAAAACGAAACAAAUGUAUCAAGUUACAUUAAAUUACAUCAACAUGUAUUGUGACAUUAAAUGAAUGAACGAAUCAAUAGAAACAAAUAUUACCAUUACAAUUACUGGUUUUUACUUGCUAAAGUUUCUAUUACCGCAGUUUCCUUUGGACAACUUUCAGUUAAUAUUACUGGCCCGUUUUCUGUUAUCAAAAUAUCAUCUUCAAUGCGUACACCUAAACCAUGAAAUUGUGGUGGUGCAAAUUGAUUUCUCGAGUUUAUGUAUAUACCUGUAAAUAUUCAUGAAGUAAAUGUUGAGUGAAUUAAAAUAAUAUAUUCGGUUGAUUUGUA